This is a messenger RNA of Oryzias melastigma (Indian medaka), 4974 nucleotides long. RefSeq names its product oxoglutarate dehydrogenase b (gene ogdhb). Gene Ontology annotation, molecular function: oxoglutarate dehydrogenase (succinyl-transferring) activity; thiamine pyrophosphate binding. Lineage: Eukaryota; Metazoa; Chordata; Actinopteri; Beloniformes; Adrianichthyidae. The coding region runs from base 931 to 3921 and encodes 996 amino acids. The record is from RefSeq and is a predicted model, not a curated record. Gene Ontology annotation, cellular component: mitochondrion; oxoglutarate dehydrogenase complex. Gene Ontology annotation, biological process: tricarboxylic acid cycle. The transcript has 23 exons.
UGGUCAGGUGGACAACCUCUCCUCCUCUGAUAUUUACAUGUGAACAAAUAAACGGGAUCGUUGUGUUUGUCUGUUGUGUGUCCUUGUUUACUGUAAACAGUCAUGGAGGAUUUCUGGAACGGUUCCUGAUCCUGGAGAGGUUUUUUUUUUCUUUUUCAUUUCUGCUCCUCCAGCAUCUAAAGAACUUCAGAAAAGCUUCAAAUCCCAACGUCUGUUUAAGCCGGAACAUCUCUCCAACUGGAACCCAUUCAGGAAAGAUCAACGGGAUUGGAAGAUGUUUGAGCGGAACGCCGGGCUCUGAGGAGGAAGGCCUGAUCCAUCAUGUCCCCCUAGCUCUGUGCACGUGUGUGCACGAGCAGAGCUAGGGGUGCAUAUACUCAGGAGGUGGUGAACAUCUGAAGUUCUCCUGAGCCUCCAUGUGGAUUCACUUUUACUUUCUGAACAUCAGACUGAAGCAACAAAAUCAUAAACGAGGUUUGAUGACCCGGAGCGGUCAAAGGUCACGUUUAUGGCUUUAUUGUGGGCGGUUCCUGCAGUGAUGUGAAACUCCAGAACAGCUGAUUCAGCUCUUCCCUGUUCUUUCUUUUCCUCUCCGGUCACGCGACGUUUUUUCUUUCGUUUUUAUUGUUUUAUUAGUUGUUUACUUUAAACGAUCCACAAAAGUCCUAAAAGUUUGAUCAAAAGUCUCUCAGUCAUUGGAAUGACGUCACAGCAGCGUGACUGAGGCGCGCGCGCGCUCAGGAGGACGCUUCAUUUGUCCGCGAGGCAGCGGGGAAGGACGGCGCGUGCGAAGCAGGAUCCGGUGGAGAGAGGAAUCCGGAUCUGUGGAUCCACCUCUUCAGACGGGAGCAGGAGGAACUCGGCGGCCUUGGAGGAGGUCCAGGAAAACGCCGCGUUCUUCUGCCUGGGGGGCACAGGGGGGCUGCAGCCAUGCAUCACCUCAGAUCUACAGUUUUACGGCUGCGGCCUCUAACGGCUGCGCAGGCGGCCCAGAGCAGGCUGACGGGACGGGACGGAGCGCCGCCUGCGAGGUUCCUGAAGACCACGGCGGCUCCGGAACCUUCCUUCAGUGGAACCAGCAACAACUAUGUGGAGGAGAUGUACGCGGCGUGGCUGGAGAAUCCCGGGAAUGUUCAUAAGUCCUGGGACGUGUUCUUCCGGAAUGCUACCGCUAAAGCUCCAGCGACCCACCAGACCCCCGGAGCACUGGUGGGGGCUCAGCCCGGCGUGGAGAAGCUGGUGGAGGAUCACCUGGCAGUGCAGUCACUGAUCCGAGCUUACCAGGUACGAGGACAUCACAUGGCCAAGCUGGACCCUCUGGGCAUCAGCUGCGUGGACUUUGAUGACACGCCCUGUCCUGUGGGCCUCCAGAACGUUGGACUAGAUUCCAGCGACAUGGACCGAAUGUUCCGGAUUCCUAAAACCACCUUCAUCGGAGGGAAAGAGAGCGCUCUGACCCUCAGAGAAAUCAUCCGCCGGCUUGAGAUGGCGUACUGUCAGCACAUCGGGGUCGAGUUCAUGUUCAUCAACGACGUGGAGCAAUGCCAGUGGAUCCGGCAGAAGUUUGAGACCCCGGGAAUCAUGCAGUUCACCGUGGAGGAGAAGAGGACUCUGCUGGCCAGAAUGAUCCGAUCCACCAGGUUUGAGGAGUUCCUCCAGAGGAAGUGGUCUUCAGAGAAACGCUUCGGCCUGGAAGGCUGCGAGUCCCUCAUCCCGGCUCUGAAGACCAUCAUCGACAGGUCCAGUCAGAACGGGGUGGAGAGCGUGAUCAUGGGGAUGUCCCACAGAGGUCGGCUGAACGUGUUGGCUAACGUGGUCCGGAAGGACCUGGACCAGAUCUUCUGCCAGUUCGACUCAAAGUUGGAGGCUGCAGACGAGGGUUCUGGAGAUGUGAAAUAUCAUCUGGGAAUGUAUCACAAGCGGAUGAACCGGGUCAGUGACAAGCAGAUCACAAUCUCUCUCAUGGCUAACCCGUCCCACCUGGAGGCCGUGGACCCCGUGGUUCAGGGGAAGACCAAGGCCGAGCAGUUCUACUCCGGAGACUCUGAAGGCAAGAAGGUGAUGUCGAUUCUUCUUCACGGCGAUGCUGCAUUUGCAGGUCAGGGCGUCGUGUACGAGACCUUUCACCUGUCGGAUCUACCAUCAUACACCACCCACGGCACCAUCCACGUGGUGGUCAACAACCAGAUCGGGUUCACCACAGAUCCCAGGAUGGCGCGUUCGUCUCCCUACCCCACAGACGUCGCUCGAGUGGUCAACGCCCCCAUCUUUCAUGUCAACGGGGACGACCCAGAAGCUGUGAUGUACGUGUGUGGCGUGGCGGCCGACUGGAGGAACACGUUCCACAAAGAUGUGGUGAUAGAUCUGGUGUGCUACCGUCGAAACGGACAUAACGAGAUGGACGAGCCCAUGUUCACGCAGCCGCUCAUGUACAAGCAGAUCAAGAAGCAGAAGGGAGUCCUGCAAAAGUUUGCUGAGAAGCUCAUCGCUGAAGGAGUCGUGACGACGCCGGAGUACGAGGAACAAAUUGCAGCAUACGACAAAAUCUGUGAGGACGCCUUUGCUCACUCCAAAGAUGAGAAGAUCCUGCACAUCAAGCACUGGCUGGACUCUCCGUGGCCGGAAUUUUUCACACUUGAUGGUCAGCCGAGAACCAUGAGCUGCCCUUCCACCGGCAUCAGCGAAGACGAGCUUCGCCACAUCGGAAACAUCGCCGCCUCCGUCCCGGUGGAAGACUUCACCAUACACGGAGGCCUGAGUCGGGUCCUGAAGGGGCGAUCAAACAUGGUGGCCCAGCGGGUGUGCGACUGGGCGCUCGCCGAGUACAUGGCGUUCGGCUCUUUGCUCAAACAGGGGGUCCACGUGCGGCUCAGUGGGCAGGACGUGGAGAGGGGCACGUUCAGCCACCGGCACCACGUUCUUCACGACCAGAACGUGGACAAGAGGACCUGCGUCCCGAUGAACUUCAUCAGCCCCGACCAGGCUCCCUACACCGUCUGCAACAGCCCGCUGUCCGAGUACAGCGUGCUGGGCUUCGAGCUCGGCUUUGCCAUGACCAGCCCCAACGCGCUGGUUCUGUGGGAGGCCCAGUUUGGAGACUUUAACAACACGGCCCAGUGCAUCAUCGACCAGUUCAUCAGCUCGGGUCAGACCAAGUGGGUCCGGCAGAACGGGAUCGUUCUUCUGCUUCCUCAUGGUCUGGAGGGGAUGGGUCCAGAACACUCGUCUGGCCGACCCGAGCGGUUCCUGCAGAUGUGCAACGACGACCCGGAUGUUUUCCCCAGCCUUUCGGAGGACUUGGCGGUGCAUCAGCUGUACGACUGUAACUGGAUCGUGGUGAACUGCUCCACGCCUGCGAACUACUUCCACGUCCUGCGCCGGCAGAUGCUGCUGUCCUUCAGGAAGCCAUUGGUGAUCUUUACGCCGAAGUCACUGCUGCGGCACGCCGAGGCCAAGUCCAGCUUUGACGCCAUGCUGCCGGGGACGCACUUCCAGCGCGUCAUCGCGGACGACGGGCCGGCGGGCGCCAGGCCGGAGAGCGUGAGGAGGGUGGUCCUCUGCACUGGAAAGAUUUACUACGACCUGACGCGAGAACGCCGGGACAGAGGAUUGGAGGAGGAAGUAGCCGUCAUACGAAUCGAGCAGCUUUCCCCGUUCCCCUUCGAUCUGGUGAAGUCAGAAUUGGAUCGAUUCUCAAAAGCUGAGCUGGUCUGGUGUCAGGAAGAACACAAGAACCAGGGUUACUACGACUACGUCAAGCCCCGCAUCCGGACCACCGUGGGGCGCCGCCGGCCCGUCUGGUACGCGGGUCGUGAACCGGCAGCAGCUCCGGCCACCGGAAACAAGCAGGCCCACGCCGGCGAGCUGCAGCGUCUGCUGGACGCCGCACUCGACCUCGACAGCUUUUCUAGGAGAUUUUGACCUCACAUCUGACCUCUGACCUUUAGACAAAAUGCACAACUUUAUGAGCUUUAGCUUGAAGGUCUCCUGUGCAGUUUAAAAGAAGAAAAUGUUUUGUUUUAGUCAAAUCGGUUUAAUUUAUGAGGUCGAAUCAGGAACAGAAUAAAGUGAAUGAAAUGUCAACUUUAAACUCAAAACUUGAAAGAAAAAUUGAAAAUCUAAUAUUUAAAAUUGUAGAGAUUUAAACAGAGAACUUCAUUAAAAACUACAAACCUAAAGCUAUUUUUUAACAGCUCCUGCUUUGUAUUUUCAAACUAAUUGGGGCCACUUUUUACUUCCUGCCCCUGAUGAUGUCAUUGUGACCCCUGUCACCUGAUGUCAAUCAUCUCCUGGUAGCCUAUGGGUUUCAAACCCCGCCCCCUCACAACAUAUGAUGAACUCCGAAAACUCUAAAAAAAGAAAAUAAUAAAAGUUAAAAAAAUACUGAAACAGCAGAUGUCAAUAACAAACAAUUUUAUUUAGAUAGUUAUUUAAUUGUUCUUUAUUUCAAAUGAUCAAGCUGAUCCAAAUGUGACCUCAUUAUAAGAAAAAUAAUUUAAUAAAAAUAUGAGAAAGAAAUUACAAUUUUACAAGACUAAAAUAAUACAUUUAUGGUUUAAAUAGUCAUAUUUUAUAAGGAAAAAGUCUUAAAAAAAAAAAAGUUAUACUUUAGAAAAAAAAAGACUCUUACACCUGGUUCACUCCGGACACGGAAGCGUCGCAGUAUGGAGGCUGCUUCCAUUUGGCGCCCUUGUUAAGAUUUAGAUAUGUAUAUAUAUGUAUAUGUAUAUGGUGUAUAUAUAUAUAUAUAUGUAUAUAUACACCAUAUACACAUACAUAUAUAUACAUAUAUAUGUAUGUGUAUAUGGUGUGGUUCUCACCGGGUGCGGAGCACCACGAUCCUCCGCGGAGGGCUCCCGCCGGGCAGCGGAUUAAACCACAUCAACUCUGACAGGAAGUUUCAUCAAGUUAUAUGACAAAAUCUCAUUUAUUUUCAAAACAUGACAUUUUUCCACAAUAAAACACUGUUAUUGA